Mus musculus (house mouse) is the source of this 3521-nucleotide messenger RNA. RefSeq names its product NLR family, pyrin domain containing 5 (gene Nlrp5). The transcript has 16 exons. NCBI's taxonomy places the organism in Eukaryota, Metazoa, Chordata, Mammalia, Rodentia, Muridae. The record is from RefSeq and is marked reviewed. The coding region runs from base 76 to 3411 and encodes 1111 amino acids. Gene Ontology annotation, cellular component: cortical granule; Golgi apparatus; cytoplasm.
AGAGACAGAAUUGGCUUUCUUUUUGCGGUGGUUACCGGUUUGCAGAAAGUAGGAUCUGCACUUAGAGAAAGCACAAUGGGUCCUCCAGAAAAAGAAAGUAAAGCAAUCUUGAAAGCACGUGGAUUGGAAGAGGAACAGAAGUCAGAAAGAAAAAUGACUUCUCCAGAAAACGACAGUAAAUCAAUCCAGAAAGACCAAGGACCAGAGCAGGAGCAGACAUCAGAAAGCACAAUGGGUCCUCCAGAAAAAGACAGUAAAGCAAUCUUGAAAGCACGUGGAUUGGAAGAGGAACAGAAGUCAGAAAGCACAAUGUCUCCUUCAGAAAAUGUCAGUAGAGCAAUCCUGAAAGACAGUGGAUCAGAAGAAGUGGAACAGGCGUCAGAAAGAAAAAUGACUUCUCCAGAAAACGACAGUAAAUCAAUCCAGAAAGACCAAGGACCAGAGCAGGAGCAGACAUCAGAAACCUUACAAUCUAAGGAAGAAGAUGAAGUGACAGAGGCAGAUAAAGAUAAUGGAGGUGACUUACAAGACUACAAGGCCCAUGUGAUUGCUAAGUUCGACACAAGUGUGGAUCUACACUAUGACAGCCCAGAGAUGAAAUUAUUGUCUGAUGCUUUUAAACCAUACCAGAAAACCUUCCAGCCUCACACCAUUAUCCUACAUGGAAGACCAGGAGUUGGGAAGUCAGCUUUGGCCAGAAGUAUUGUUCUUGGCUGGGCACAGGGUAAACUCUUCCAAAAAAUGUCCUUUGUCAUCUUCUUCUCUGUUAGAGAAAUAAAGUGGACAGAGAAGAGCAGUUUGGCACAGCUGAUUGCUAAGGAGUGUCCAGACUCCUGGGAUCUAGUGACAAAGAUCAUGUCCCAACCAGAAAGACUCUUGUUUGUCAUAGAUGGCUUGGAUGAUAUGGACUCUGUCCUCCAACAUGAUGAUAUGACACUAUCCAGAGACUGGAAGGAUGAACAGCCCAUAUACAUCCUGAUGUACAGCCUCCUGAGGAAGGCUCUCCUACCUCAGUCCUUUCUCAUCAUUACCACCAGAAACACAGGCUUAGAAAAACUCAAGUCAAUGGUUGUGUCCCCCCUCUAUAUACUGGUUGAAGGACUGUCUGCAUCAAGGAGAUCUCAGCUGGUCCUCGAGAACAUCUCCAAUGAGUCUGAUAGAAUACAAGUCUUCCAUUCUCUGAUAGAAAAUCACCAGCUGUUUGACCAAUGCCAGGCCCCCUCUGUGUGCUCCCUGGUCUGUGAGGCUCUACAGCUACAGAAGAAACUGGGAAAGAGAUGCACCCUACCCUGCCAGACUCUCACCGGUUUGUAUGCCACGUUGGUGUUUCACCAGCUCACCUUGAAAAGGCCUUCCCAGAGCGCUCUCAGUCAGGAAGAACAGAUUACUCUAGUGGGUUUGUGCAUGAUGGCAGCUGAAGGAGUGUGGACCAUGAGGUCGGUGUUCUAUGAUGAUGACCUGAAGAACUAUAGCCUAAAGGAGUCUGAGAUCUUGGCCCUCUUUCACAUGAACAUCCUUCUCCAGGUUGGCCACAACAGUGAGCAGUGUUAUGUUUUCUCCCACCUCAGCCUGCAGGAUUUCUUUGCUGCCUUAUAUUAUGUUUUAGAAGGGCUGGAGGAAUGGAAUCAGCAUUUUUGCUUCAUUGAAAACCAAAGGAGCAUCAUGGAGGUGAAGAGAACUGACGACACUCGCCUCCUCGGGAUGAAGCGUUUCUUAUUUGGCCUCAUGAACAAGGAUAUCUUGAAGACUCUGGAGGUUCUGUUUGAAUAUCCCGUGAUUCCAACUGUUGAGCAGAAGCUCCAACACUGGGUCUCUCUGAUAGCUCAGCAGGUCAAUGGCACCAGCCCAAUGGACACCCUGGAUGCCUUCUAUUGUCUAUUUGAGUCUCAGGAUGAAGAGUUUGUUGGCGGGGCUCUCAAACGCUUCCAAGAAGUGUGGCUGCUGAUUAACCAGAAGAUGGACUUGAAGGUCUCUUCCUACUGUCUCAAGCACUGUCAGAACUUGAAGGCAAUCCGGGUGGAUAUCAGAGACCUCCUCUCGGUAGAUAAUACUCUCGAGCUGUGCCCUGUUGUUACUGUCCAGGAGACACAAUGUAAGCCCCUCCUCAUGGAGUGGUGGGGAAACUUCUGCUCUGUGCUUGGCAGCCUCCGGAACUUGAAGGAGCUGGACUUGGGCGACAGCAUCCUGAGUCAACGGGCCAUGAAGAUACUGUGCCUCGAGCUGCGGAAUCAGUCCUGCAGAAUACAGAAGCUGACGUUUAAGAGUGCAGAGGUAGUGUCUGGCCUGAAACAUCUCUGGAAGCUCCUUUUUAGCAAUCAAAACUUAAAGUACCUCAAUCUAGGGAACACUCCCAUGAAGGAUGAUGACAUGAAGUUAGCCUGCGAAGCGCUGAAACAUCCAAAGUGCUCCGUGGAGACUCUGAGGUUGGAUUCCUGUGAGUUAACCAUCAUUGGUUAUGAGAUGAUCUCCACGCUUCUUAUUUCAACCACCAGGCUAAAGUGUCUCAGCCUGGCCAAAAAUAGAGUGGGAGUAAAAAGCAUGAUAUCCCUUGGGAAUGCCUUGAGUAGCUCAAUGUGUCUACUGCAAAAGUUGAUACUGGACAACUGUGGCCUCACACCUGCCAGCUGCCACCUUCUGGUCUCAGCCCUUUUCAGCAACCAGAACUUGACACACCUGUGCCUGUCAAACAACAGCCUGGGGACUGAAGGAGUGCAACAGCUGUGUCAGUUCCUGAGGAAUCCAGAAUGUGCUCUCCAGCGGCUGAUACUGAAUCACUGCAACAUUGUAGAUGAUGCUUAUGGCUUCCUGGCAAUGAGACUUGCAAACAACACAAAGCUGACCCACCUGAGCCUGACCAUGAACCCCGUAGGGGAUGGUGCAAUGAAGCUACUGUGUGAAGCUUUAAAGGAACCUACUUGUUACCUUCAAGAACUGGAACUAGUGGACUGCCAACUCACACAGAACUGCUGCGAGGACCUGGCCUGUAUGAUCACAACAACCAAGCACUUAAAAAGUUUGGAUCUUGGUAACAACGCCCUGGGUGACAAAGGAGUCAUAACCCUGUGUGAGGGACUGAAGCAAAGUAGCAGCUCCCUGAGGAGACUUGGGUUGGGGGCAUGUAAGUUGACUUCCAAUUGCUGUGAGGCAUUGUCAUUGGCCAUCUCUUGCAACCCUCACCUGAACAGCCUAAACCUGGUGAAGAAUGACUUCAGUACAUCGGGGAUGUUGAAGCUGUGCUCUGCGUUCCAAUGCCCUGUCUCUAACCUGGGGAUAAUUGGCCUGUGGAAGCAGGAGUACUAUGCCCGAGUGAGAAGACAGCUGGAGGAAGUUGAGUUUGUCAAGCCCCACGUGGUGAUUGAUGGUGAUUGGUAUGCUAGUGAUGAAGAUGACCGAAACUGGUGGAAAAACUGAAGACAUGAGCCCCCUCUCCUUCACGUCCUAGCACUGCAGUAUCUGUGAAAUGUUUGUCUCACCUUGGAGGAUGUAGCAAGAAUGAAAUAAACACAGCAUUUAGAAAAGCA